AUGAUUGAAGUUUCUUUCCAUCUCUCUCACAUUCCAAUUCUCUCUUUCCACCUCUCUCACAUUCCAAUUCUCUCUUUCCACCUCUCUCACAUUCCAAUUCUCUCUUUCCACCUCUCUCACAUUUCAAUUCUCUCUUUCCAUCUCUCUCACAUUCCAAUUCUCUCUUUCCACCUCUCUCACAUUUCAAUUCUCUUUCCACCUCUCUCACAUUUCAAUUCUCUCUUUCCACCUCUCUCACAUUCCAAUUCUCUCUUUCCACCUCUCUCACAUUUCAAUUAUCUCUUUCCACAUCUCUCACAUUUCAAUUCUCUCUUUCCACCUCUCUCACUCUUCAAUUCUCUUUCCAUCUCUCUCACAUUCCAAUUCUCUUUUCCACUUCUCUCACCUUUCCAAUUCUCUCUUUCCACCACCUCUCUCACAUUUCAAUUCUCUUUCCAUCUGUCUCACAUUUCAAUUCUCUCUUUCCAUCUCUCUCACAUUCACCUUCUCUCUUUCCACCUCUCUCUUUCCAAUUCUCUCUUUUCCACCUUCUCUCUCUUUCUUUCCACCUCUCUCUUUCCACCUCUCUCUCUUUUCCACCUUUCCUCUUUUCCACCUCUCUCUUUUCCAAUUCUCUCUUUCCACCUCUCUCUUUUCCAAUUCUCUCUUUCCACCUCUUCCUUUUUUCCACCUUUCACCUCUCUCUUUCCACCUCUCUCUCUUUCCACUCUCUCUUUCCACCUCUCUCUCUUUUCUCCUUUCUCUUCUCUCCACCUUCUUUCCUUUCCACCUCUUCUUUCUCUCUCUUUUCCACCUCUCUUCUUUCCACCUCUCUUCUUUCCACCUCUCUCUCUUUCUUUCCACCUUUCUGCCUUUCUUUUCCACCUCUCUUCUCUUUCCACCUCUUUCUCUUUCCACCUCUCUUUCCACCUCUCUCUUUCAUUUCUCUCUCUCUUUCCUCUCUUUCUUUUCCACCUCUCUCUUUUCCACCUCUCUCUCUUUUUACCCUCUCUUUUUUUCUUUCUCCACCUUUCACCUCUCUUUUCCACCUUUCUCCUUCAAUUUCUCUCUCUCUUUCUUUUCUCUUUCCAUUCUUCCACCACCUCUCUUUUCCACUUUCUCUCCUUUCCACUCUCUCUCUUUCCACCUCUCUCUUUCACCUCUCUCUUUCUUUCCAUCUCUUUCUCUUUUUCCACCUCUUUCUCUCUCUUUCCACCUCUCUCUUUUCCACUCUCUCUUUCUCUUUCCUCUCUCUUUCUCCACCCUCUUUUCUUUCCAUCUCUCUUCCACCUCUCUCUCUUUUCACUCUCUUCUCUCCACCUCUCUCUCUCUUUCUUUUUCUCUUUCUCUCUUUCUCACCUCCUCUUCUCUUUCUCCAUUUCCUCUCUUUCUUUCCACCUCUCUCUCUUUUCAAUUCUCUUUCUUUUCUCUCUUCUUUCCCCUCUCUUUUCCUUCUUUUUUCUUUCCACCUCUCUAGCUUUUCUCACUCUCUCUCCGUUUCCAACUCUCUCUCUCUUUCCACCUCUCUCUUUCCACCUCUCUCUCUCUUUCAAUCUUUCUCUUUUCCCAUCUCUCUCUUUCUUUUCUCUCUCUCUCUUUCCUCUCUCUCUCUUUUCCACCUCUCUCUUCUUUCCCUCCUCUUUCCACCUUCUCUUUCUCUCUCUUUCUCUCCUUUCUCUCUUUCUCUCUCUCUUUCCACUCUCUCUUUCCACCUCUUUCUCUUUCCACCUCUCUCUUUUUCCCUCUCUCUUUCCACCUCUCUCUUUCCAAUUCUUUUCUUCUUUCCUCUCUCCACCUCUCUCUCUCUUUCCUUCUCUCUCUCUCUUUCCACUCUCUCUUUCCUCUUUUUCUUUCUCUCUUUUCCACCUCUCUCUUUCUCUCUCUUUCUUUCCCUCUCUCUUUCUCAUUUCUUUCUUUCCUUUUCCACCUCUCUCUUUCCACCUCUCUCUCUUUCCCUCUCUCUUUCUCAUCUCUCUCUUCUUUUUCCACCUCUCUCUUUUCAAUCUCUCUCUUUCUUUCCACUUUCUCUCUCUUCUUUCUUUCUUUCUCUUUCCACUCUCUCUUUCCCUCUCUCUCUCUUUUCACUCUUUCUCUUCCACCUCUCUCUCUUUUUCCUCUCUCUUUCUCUUUUCUCUCUCUCCUUUUCCACCUCUCUCUUUUCUUUCUCUCUUUCUUUUCCACCUCCUUUUUCUCUCUCUCUUUCUUUCUCUUUUCUCUCUCUCUCUCUUUCUCUCUUUCUCCUCUCUCUUUCCACCUCUCUCUUUCUCCACCUCUCUCUUUUUCCACCUCUCUCUUUUUUCCACUCUCUCUUUUUCCACCUCUCUCUUUCCACCUCUCUCUCUUUCCAUCUCUCUUUCCACCUCUCUCUUUCCACCUCUCUCUCUUUUUCCAUCUCUUUUUUUUCCACCUCUCUCUUCUCUCCUUUCUCUCUUUCUUCCUCUCUCUUUCCACCUCUCUCUUUUCCACCCUCUCUCUCUUUCCACCUCUCUUUCUUUCCACCUCUCUCUCUCUUUCCUUCUCUUCUCUCUCUUUUUCUUUCUCUCUCUUUCCACCUCUCUCUUCCAUUUCUCUUCUCUCUCUUUCCCUCUCUCUCUUUUCACUCUCUCUCUUUCUCUCUCUCUCCAUUCUCUCUCUCUUUCCACCUCUCUCUCCUUUCCUCUUCUCUCUUUCUCUCUUUCUUUUUCCAACUCUCUCUCUCUCCCUCUCUCUCUCUCACUUUCUCUUCUCUCUUUCUCUUUUCCACUCUCUCUUUCCACUUUCUCUUUUUCCACCUCUCUCUUUCCACCUCUCUCUCUUUCCAUCUCUCUCUCUCUUUCCACCUCUCUCUUUCCUCUCUCUCUCUCUUUCUCUCUUCUUCCAUCUUUUCUUUCCUCUCUUUUCUCUUUUUUCUCUUUUUUUCCUCUCUCUUUCUCUCCUCUUUCUCUCUUUCUCUCUUUCCACCUCUUUCUUCCACUCCAUCUCCUCUCUCUUUUCACCUCUCUCUUUCUCUUCUCUCUCUCUCUCUUUUCCUCUCUCUUUCCACCUCUCUCUCUUCCCCUCUCUCUUUCCACCUCUCUCUCUUUCCACCUCUCUCUCUUUCUCUCUUUUCUCUUUCUCUUUCUCUCUCUUUUCUCUCUCUUUUUCCACCUCUCUUCUCUUUCCACCUCUCUUUUCCACCUCUCUCUCUCUUUCCACUCUCUCUUCUCUUUCUCCUCUCUCUCUCUUCUCUCUCUCUUUCUCUCUCUCUUCCACCUUUCUUUCUCCAUCUUCUCUCUCUCUCUCUUUCUCUCUCUUUUCAUCUCUCUUUCCACCUCUCUCUUUCUUUCUCUUUCUCUCUCUUUUUCUUUUCCACUUCUUUCUUUUCCCUCUCUCUUUCUCCUCUCUUUUCCUCUCUUUCUCUCUUUCCUCUCUCUCUUUUCUCUUUCUCUCUCUUUCCACCUCUCUCUUCUUUUCCACCUUCUCUCUUUUUUCCACCUCUCUCUUUCCACCUCUCUCUCUCUUUCCACUCUCUCUUUUCCACUCUUUCUUUCCUUUCUUCUUCUUUCCCUCUCUCUCUUUCUCUCUCUCUCUCUCUUCCACUCUCUCUCUUUCUUUCUUUUCUUCUUUCACCACCUCUCUCUUUUUCUCUCUCUCUCUCUCUUUUCCACUCUCUCUUUCUUCCACCUCUCUCUCUUUCCUCUCUCUCUCUCUCCACUCUCUUUUCCACCUUUCUCCUUUCUCUUCCACCUCUCUCUCUUUCCACCUCUCUCUCUUUUCACCUCUCUCUUUUCUUUCUCUCUCUCUCUUUCUUUCUCUCUCUUUCCACCUCUCUCUCUUUCCACUUCUCUCUUUCCACCUCUCUUUCCACCUCUCUCUCUUUCUUUCUCUCCAAACUCUUUUUCCUUUCCUUUCUCUCUCUCUCUCUCCUUUCCACCUCUCUUUUCUCUCUCUCUCUUUCCACCUCUUUUUCUCUCUUUCCACCUCUCUCUCUUUUCCACCUCUCUCUCUUCCACUCACCUUUCUCUCUCUCCAUCUCUCUCUCUCCUCUCUUUCUCUUUCCAUUCUCUUUCUCUCCUCUUUCCAUCUCUCUUUCUCCUCUCCCCUUUCUCUCUCUCUCUCUUUCCUCUCUCUUUUCUUCCUCUCUCUCUUUCCUCCUCUCUCUUUCCACCCUCUCUUCUUCCACCUCUCUCUCUUUCCACCUCUCUCUCUCUCUUUCCUUCCUCUUUCUUUCCACCUCUCUUUCCACACUCUCUUUUCCACCUCUCUCUUUCCACCUCUCUCUCUUUCCACCUCUCUCUUUUUCAUUCUCUCUUUCCACCUCUCUCUCUCUUUCCAAUUUCUUCUCUUUCCACCUCUCUUUUCCACCUUUCCACUCUCUCUCUUCCUUUCUUCUCUCUCUUUCCACCUCUCUCUUUCCUCCUCCUCUCUCUCUUUUUCCACUCUCUUCUCUUUUUCCAUCUCUCUUUUCUCCUCUUCUCUCUUUCUCUUUCCCUCUUUCUCUUCUUUUCCACCUCCACCUCUCUCUUUCCACCUCUCUUUCUUUUCCAAAUCUCUCUUUCUUCUCUCUUCUUUUCCACCUCUCUCUUUUCCCUCCUCUCUCUUUUUUUCUCUCUCUCCAUCUCUCUCUCUCUUUUCUCUCUCUCUCUCUCCACCUCUCUCUUUCUCUUUCCAAAAAUCUCUCUUCCCUCUCUCUUUCCACCUCUCUCUUUCCUCUCUCUCUCUCUCUUUCCACCUCUCUCUUUCCACCUCUCUCUUUCCACUCUCUCUUUCCACCUCCUCUCUUUCCACCUCUCUCUUCUUUCCUCUCUCUCUCCAGUCUCUUUCCUCAUCUCUCUCUCUUUCCACCUCUUCUUUCCACUCUCUCUUUCCAAUCUCUCUCCACUCUUCUUUUCUCACCUCUCCUAUUUUCCCAUCUCUCUCUCCCCUCUCUCUCUUUCCACCUCUCUCUUUCUUCCUUUCCAUUUCUCUCUCUUUCCACCUCUCUUUCUUUUCCUUUCUCCUUUCUCUCUCUCUCUCCUCUCUCUUUCUCUUCCACCUCUCUUUUCCACCUCUCUCUCUCUUUCUUUCUCUUCUUUCCACCUCUCUCUUUUCAAUUCUCUCUUUCUUUACUCUCUCUCUUUCUUCCUCCUCUCCAUCUCUCUCUCUCCUCUCUCUCUUUCCUUCCUCUUUUUCUCUCUUUUCCACCUCUCUCUCUCUUUCCUCUCUCUUUCCACCUCUCUCUCUUUCCACCUUUCUCUUUUCUCUCCUCUCUUUCCACCUCUCUCUCUUUCCACCUCUCUCCUUUUCCACCUCUCUCUCUCUUUCCAAUUCUCUCUCUUUCCACCUCUCUCUCCUCUCCAUUUCUCUCUUUCCACCUCUUUCUCUUUCCACCUCUCUCUCUUUCCACUUUCUCACCUCUCCCUUUCUCUCCCUUCUCUUUUCCACCUCUCUUCUUUUCACCUCUCUCUCUCUUUCCACCUCUCUCUCUUUCCACCUCUCUCUCUCUUUUUCACCUCUCUCUUUUUUCCCAUCUCUCUCUUCUCACCUUUCUUUCUUUUCCACCUCUCUCUCUUUCCUCUCUCUCUUUUCCACUCCACCUCUUUCUUCCUCUCUUCUCACCUUUUCUUUCCACCUCUCUCUCUUUCCAAUUCUCUCUUUCCCACCUCUCUCUUUUUCCACCUCUUCUCUCUUUUCCAUCUCUCUCUUUCCAAUCUUUUUCUCUCUCUCUCUCUCUCUUCCACCUUCAAUCUUUUUCCAUCCUCUCUCUCUCUCUCCCAUUCAACUUUCAAUUUUUCCACCUCUCUCUUUCCUUUCCACCUCUCUCUCUUUUCCAUCUCUCUCCUUUUUCCACCUCUCUCUUUCCACCUCUCUCUCUUUCCACUCUCUCUCUUUUCCACCUCUCUCUCUUUCCACCUCUCUCUCUCUCAUCCUUCUCUCUUUUUUCCCCUCUCUCUCUCUUUCUACCUCUCUCUUUCCACCUCUCUCUCUUUUCAUCUCUUUCUCUUUUCCACCUCUCUCUCUUUCCACCUCUCUCUCUUUCUCUUUCCUCCUUUCUCUCUCUUUUCACCUCUCUCUUUCCUCCUCUCUCUCUCCAAUUCUCUUUCUUUUUUCUCUCUCUCUUUUCCAUCCUCUCUCUCUCCUUUCUCUCUUUUCUCUCUCUUUCCACCUCUCUCUUUUUCCACCUCCUUCUUUUCCUCCUCUCUUUCUCUCUUUUUCCACCUUUCUCUUUCCACCUCUCUCUUUCCAUUUCUCUUUCCAUCUUUCUUCUCCCAUCUCUUCUUUCCACCUUUCUCUCUUUCCACCUUUCUUUUUCUUUCCAUUUCUCUCUUUUCACCUCUUUCUCUCUUUCCACCUUCUCUUUUCAUAUUUCCAAUUCUCUCUUUCUUUCCCUUUCUUUUCCACCUUCCACUUCUUUCCACCUCUCUCUUUUCCCUCUUUCUUUCCACAUCUCUUUCACAUUUCUUUCUUUCUCUCUCUUUCCACCUUCUCUCUUUCCAAAAUUCCAUCUUCUCACAUUUCCAAUUCUUUUUCUUUCCAUCUCUCUUAUUUUUUCAAUUCUCUCUUUCCACCUCUCUUUUCCACCUCUCUCUUUCCACCUCUCUCUUUUUAACCUUUUCUCUCUUUCCAUUCCACUCUUUCUUUCCUCCAUUCUCACAUUCCAAUCUCUCUUUUUCCUCCUUUCUCACUUUCCAACUCUUUUUCCAAAUCACAUUUCAAUUCUCUCUUUUUUCUCUCUUUUUUUUAUUUUUAUCUUUUACUUUUCCAAUCUCUCUCUUUUUCAAUUCUCUCUUUCCACCUCUCUCACAUUUCUUCUCUUUUCCAUCUCUCUCACUUUUUUUUUUCUCCACCUCUCUUUUUUCAACUCUCUUUUCCAUUCUCUCUCUUUUCAAUUCUCUCUUUUUUAUUUCUCUCUUCUCAUUUCAAUUCUCUCUUUCCAUUUCUCUCUCACAUUCUCUCUUCUCUCUUUCCUUUCUCUCUCACAUUCCCAUUUUCUUUCCAAAACUCUCUAAUUCCAACUCUCUCUUUUUCCAACUCUCUCUUUUCAAUUCUCUCCAAAAUCUCAUUCCAAUCUCUCUCUUUUCCUCCUCUCUCAUGUAUCAAUUCUCUUUUUCCAACUCUCUCACAUUUUCUCUCUCUCUUUCUAAUCUCUCAAAUUUCAAUUCUCUCUUUCCAUCUCUCUUUUGCCAUUCCAAUUCUCUCUUUCCACCUCUCUCACAUUUUUCAACUCUCUCCAUUCUCUCCUCUCAUUCCAACUCAAUCUUUUUCCUCUCUCUUUUCCAACUCUCUUUCUUUCCCCUCUCUCACAUUCCAAAAAAAAAACUCUCCCAUUCCAAUUCUUUUCCACCUCUCUCAUAA
Molecule: messenger RNA, 7272 nt
Organism: Acanthosepion pharaonis
Lineage: Eukaryota; Metazoa; Mollusca; Cephalopoda; Sepiida; Sepiidae
Source: the annotation of a GenBank genome assembly